GAAACGUCAACAUUAGAAGUAGCUAUACCCCGCGUAAAGUGGGAAAUACGGUAUAAGCUGUUCCGACCACCUUCCCCGUCCCGUGGAUCAAGGUCUUCAAGUCAAUUGCGUCGAGUCUUCAACUUCUCUCACAAUGGCGCAAGAUCCUGUGCAGCAGCCCGAGGGCCCUUCAGCUGCUCAGCUGGUACUCUCACAAAAUGUCACCCCCAGUGAACCCAGGGAAUGGCCCGAGGCGAUCCCGCAACCUCACUGGGUGGAGAAUCCGCCAAGGACCGAGUGGAGGCGGAUGGUCCGAUGGGGCAUGUGGCGGUUCCGUGAAACCGGCGAGCAUAUGAAUCUCAGCACCUUCCAGUUCCCUUGGUGGGCAGCAGACUUCCCCCCGUUCAUCCCGCCCCCCGGCAAGUACAACGGCCCGAGAGUCCCGACAGGAUACAAGCCCGCCCCUGACGGGAACGACGGGGAGGCACCGGCUGAGGACUUUUUCAAGGCGAACAAGUUUGAAAAAUUCACAGAGCCCCCACAACCGCUGACGGAUUCGCCUUUUUUGGCACAGGCCCCACGAGAAAUCGUUACCUUCCUCGAGAAUUACUACCGGCUGAAGUUUGUCAAGGUGCUCGGCUGGGGAGGUGAGGGUAUCGCGAUUCUUUUCGUAUACUCAAGAGAGGAUGGGACGUGGUACUUUGUGGCCAAGGCCCCUAUCGACCAGGAGGGAUGGGAUGGUCUGAAGAGGGAGGAGGCUUUUCAGCGCAAGUUCACGGGCGCUCGGCAUAUCGUUCAGCUUGUGCCGCUGGAAUGGUUUUUACAACCCGAUUUAGAGGAUCUUGGAAUGGACCUGCCACUACAGCUUGAUCUCGACAAUCCUCACCCGCCAGAUGUUGAGGUCGCCCCGGCGGUGAUGCUGUCGGAAUUCCUCCCGAGCGGAAGUCUUGCCAAGCUGAUCAACGCUUUGAAUCUGAAGCCGCAUCUCAAGCCGGUGCCCAACUACUUCGCCUGGAACAUCUGGCUCUGCAGUAAGUGAAUUUCUCGUUCCACGGUAGACCCAAGGGCACUUACCUUGCAUAUAUUAGUGGUGAGAUCGCUCGUGGAAUUCAAGUACAGCCCGCAAGAGAACAAAUAUGAUCCGGGCGACGGCUUCCCGGUGUCCAUCACAUUCGACGAUGUGAUAUCGGGAAAAAAAGACAACAUUCAUUUUGACCUUGAUCCUGCCAACUACAUAUUUGGUGACCGUGGGGUCGGCUGGACCGAUGAUCAACACUACAUCGCGCCCGUUCUCAAAAUGGCCGACUUUGGCGCCUCUGAGACUAUCGAACAGGACGUUUUGUUCAAGAAUCCCUUCAAAAUGUGGGAAUAUCGAGUCCGUGGCAAGUUCUCGUACUGGGCCCCUGAACAGUUCUCAGAAGAGUGGGAUUAUGUCGAGGCACUGCCACACGAUAUAUUACCUCCAGACCACGUUGUUGCGGGAAAAUAUUCCUGGAAGCUCAAUCUCUGGCAGGCCGCUCAGUCUAUGGUUACGCUUCUGACGGGAAUGUACCCAGAGUCACCACCCAUUCCCACAUGGAUGGAAUUCGGUCAGGUGGAGGGAUGGGGCUACGGUGCCUACGUCUUGGAAGGGUUGAAGCCAUACGUUGACCCUCGCCUCACAAACAUCUUGGCGCGCUGCAUGAUGGAAAACCUGGAUCACCGACCUGAUAUCGGCGAGCUGCAAGGCGAAAUGGUGGCCAUAUUGGCAUAUUAUCGACAUCUCGGGCAGCAAGAAGGUAACCCGGACGAGACGGACUGGCCAAGGAACUGGCACAAAGCUCCAUAUGAGGAGCAGACACCAUGGGCAGAUAGACAAUUGCAUGCAUGGGUAGAUGAAGUUCUUUACCAACCCGCAUCGGCGCCGGCUCCUGGUGUCCCCCCUCCGGCAGACGACGGGGGACUAAGUCCAGCACAAAUGGAGGAUGCUCAAGUUAAAGACGUGCAACAAGAGUUGAGCGAGUCUCAGCGGGAAGAACUAUUUGACAAGUGGGCCGACAAGAAGAGCCAGGCGUUUAAGGAUAGGCUGGAUGCCAUGCAGGAGGCCCAAGCCACGAAGAUGUACGAGAGAUGGUGGAACCCAGCCCUGGAAAAGACAGAGACGUACAAACGGCAAAAGGAAUGGAAACGAUGGCUCAAAACAAGACCUCCAGCUGAGCAACAGGCCGCUUUCGAAAGCUGGCUCGCCAGGAGAGUGAAGGACGAAGAACAGGAGAGGCGAUUGCAGGCCUACAUCAAGCACCGUGAUUGGAAGCGGGAGGUCAAUCUGCUCUGGGCUUCCAGGCCCGCCGACCACCCUCCAGAAAUCUACUACUCCUGGGUGUUGCAGAUGGCCAAGAUGGAAGCCACUCGGCCACACACGGAUGCCUACAUUACCGACUGUGUUGAGCAGAUCAACGACUAUGUCAAGCAGCAGCAUCAGGACAUGAUUUCCCAGCUCGACAAAAGGGCAACGAGGCGUAUUGCAGAACAGCGAGAUAUCAUAAGACAAUCGGGUCAGCCGGAUCUGACACCCCUGGAAAUACAAGUGAUAAGGCGUUACUACGAUGAGGACAUUCCGAUAUAUCUUCCCACGCUAGGGACUAGUCUCUCAAGGCGUAUCUACCGACUGCAGAAGGAGAUCUUUGGCCAAGACUGGCAUACUGGGAAGUCCAGUCAGAUGAUCAGCCCAUUCCGUUCGAUUCCUUCCCUGAUGAAGCAGGACCGAAUCGUACCUACUCCUGUUUUCUACCCCGGUCCGAGAGUGGCUCCACCUCCCACUGGUCGCCGUGGCAGUCGCGGUGCUCCACCUCCGACCCAGAUUGGACAGAACGAUGUCAAGGACGCCAGGAGAGCGCGGCGGGCAAACAACCGAAAUCUCGAUCGCGUUUCUGAUCUAGGUGUUGGGCCUAGUACCGUUUCUGCAGCGGCCCCUCCGGCUAUCACCAUAACAGCCUCUAGUCCUACAGCUCCUCUAGCUGCUAGCCCUGCGGUUGCCAUUAUUCAGGGGCGGAUGCAAGACAUGGGGUUGGCAGGGCCAGCAGCACCACCACCUCAGCACUUCCAGGCGCCCCAUUUUGGAAAUCCAAUCCUUCCUAUGCCGGAGUUGGAGAACCCCAGAUUCGGAGCACCCAUGCUGCCGCCCAUCGGACAGCCAGGAACAGGACUAUCGCUGUGGGACCCGGACGCAGCUCCAACUCGAUUCGCUGGGCCCCUGGCGCCGGGCGUUCCGGUUCCGUCACAGUAUCGACAUCUUGUCCAGAAACAGCCUCUUCCUCCCGCGCCAUUCCCAUACUGA
Molecule: messenger RNA, 3295 nt
Organism: Podospora bellae-mahoneyi
Lineage: Eukaryota; Fungi; Ascomycota; Sordariomycetes; Sordariales; Podosporaceae
Exons: 5
Coding region: 1277-3295 (672 amino acids)
Biological process (GO): protein phosphorylation
Molecular function (GO): protein kinase activity; ATP binding
Source: RefSeq, a predicted model, not a curated record